AUGACGCAAGUACCAGCAUUGUUGUUGUAAACGCGCACAGAAAGUUGCUUACUCUUUUUGUCUCCUCUGAAUCUCCGAAUUUCAUCGAGUCGACUCACGCGAGCAAAGACUGGAUGGAGCAGCCACCACGGCCAACACUGUUUGAUUUUCAUGGAGUCUCUAUGACCAAAUACUUCACUGAAAACUGGGACAACAUACAAAACUUUCAAGCAAGACCCAGUGAUAUCUUAAUAGCUACUUACCCUAAAGCAGGAACAACAUGGGUCUCUUACAUACUGGACCUUCUCUUUUUUGGGCAGUCAUGUCCAGAACGUCAGGAGACCGUUCCUAUACAAGAGCGGGUACCAUUUCUGGAGAUCUCUGUGCCCUCACUCUUUGCAGGUACAGACUUGGCUGAAAAGCUGCCCACCACUCCCCGUCUCAUUAAAUCUCAUCUACCAGUCCAGUUCAUACCCAAGUCCUUCUGGGAACAGAACUGCAGGAUUGUCUAUGUCGCUCGCAAUGCAAAGGACAGUGCUGUGUCCUAUUUUCACUUUGGUCGAAUGAACAAGAUCCAGCCAGAACCCGGGGACUGGAGCAGCUUUCUGCAGGAUUUUAUGGAGGGAAAAGUGGUGUUUGGAUCGUGGUAUGACCAUGUGAAAGGCUGGUGGGAGAAGAAACAGACUCACUCAGAGAUUCUCUACCUGUUCUAUGAAGACCUGAUUGAGGACUCUGGACGAGAGAUUGACCGAAUGUGUUCCUUCCUCGGUUUGUCUCUUUCACCUGAGGAGAAGCAGAGUGUGAUAACUCGAGCAGCGUUCGACAGUAUGAAAAAAAACAAAAUGACCAACUAUUCCUCUGUGCCAGUUUUGGAUCAUAAAGUGUCUCCUUUCAUGAGAAAAGGAAAAGUUGGUGACUGGAAGAACCAUUUCACUGUGGCCCAGGAUGAACGCUUCAACGAACUCUACAAGCAGAAAAUGAAAGAUUCUAUGCUGCAGUUUCGUACAGAAGUAUAGAGGGCCUUUCCAGGCCGUGCCAGAGAAAAUAUUAUAAAGCAUUAAUAGUUUAAUUACAGUGCUAUCACCAAUUAGAGUCAGAUAUCUUAACUGAUUAAAAACUAUUUCAAUUAAAGAAAUUCAAGUGCUUUAUAAAGUUGACUUCAAGAAAAACAUCAACUGAUAUUACAAAACGUGACAGUUUAAAUGUAAAAAAUCUUGAAUGCCAUUUAAAGAUGUUUUACAUGAUUAUGUCACUGACUAAGGGUGGUUUUAAUUGAAGAAUACUUACUGUGAUUACAUUUAUGAUUAUGACUGCAUUAUGUGAAAAAUCUUUUGGACAAAUUGUGGUCUAUGUUUAACAUUUUAAGGAUUCACCCUCAUGUUUUAGACAUUAAAUAAUGCAUACAAAUGAUUGACUUUUUGUGUUC
Molecule: messenger RNA, 1405 nt
Organism: Cheilinus undulatus (humphead wrasse)
Lineage: Eukaryota; Metazoa; Chordata; Actinopteri; Labriformes; Labridae
Product: cytosolic sulfotransferase 2-like
Exons: 8
Coding region: 114-995 (293 amino acids)
Biological process (GO): sulfation
Cellular component (GO): cytoplasm
Molecular function (GO): sulfotransferase activity
Source: RefSeq, a predicted model, not a curated record